ACUACUCAAACAUCAACCAUAUUAAAAUACCAAGAAAAAGGUAUAUAGUAUAUCUGAUAAAGAUGAAGUUUUGGGCAUUGACAAUUGUUUCCCUCUUGUUGUUCACCAUACAAGGAGGAUCAGCUGAGCAAUGUGGAAGGCAAGCCGGGGGUGCUCUGUGCCCAGGAGGGCUGUGCUGCAGCCAAUUCGGGUGGUGUGGCAACACAGACGAGUACUGCAAAGACGGUUGCCAAAGCCAAUGCAAACCAAGUGCUGGGGACCUUGGUGGUAUCAUUUCAAGGGCCACUUUUGAUGAUAUGCUUAAGCAUCGUAAUGAUGGUGCUUGUCCCGCCAGAAACUUUUACACUUACGAUGCUUUCAUCUCCGCCGCUAAAGCUUUUCCUGGCUUCGGCACCACCGGUGACGAUGCAACAAAGAAAAGGGAGAUUGCGGCUUUCUUAGCCCAAACUUCCCAUGAAACUACAGGUGGAUGGCCAACGGCACCUGAUGGCCCAUAUUCUUGGGGAUACUGCUUCGUCAGGGAGCGAGACCCGCCAAGUAAUUACUGUGAACCUAGGCCAUCUUAUCCUUGUGCUUCCGGAAGGCAAUACUAUGGCCGUGGUCCGAUGCAACUUUCCUGGAAUUACAACUACGGACAAUGUGGACAAGCCAUUGGAGUGGACCUACUAAACAGCCCAGACCUAGUGUCUACGGACCCCGUAAUUUCUUUCAAGGCAGCAAUCUGGUUCUGGAUGACCCCACAGUCACCGAAGCCAUCAUGUCAUGACGUCAUAACCGGAAGAUGGAAUCCCUCGGGAGCUGAUCAGAGCGCCGGUCGAGUCCCCGGCUACGGUGUGACCACGAACAUCAUCAACGGUGGGCUUGAGUGCGGCCAAGGCUGGAACGCUAAGGUGGAAGACCGAAUUGGAUUCUUUAAGAGGUACUGUGAUAUAUUCCGGAUCGGCUAUGGAAAUAAUCUCGACUGCUACAACCAAAGGUCGUGGGUGAAUGGACUCUUGCUUGACUCAUCCAUGUAAUACGACUCGUCGUAAAAUGAGGAAAACUCUUCUUGUCCGUUAUUAUUAUGUGUCGUAAGGGUUAGUUUCCCUUACGUACGAUAAUGUUGUAACCUUUGUAUGCGUGCGUGGAAUAAUGACUAAGUUUUCCUCAAUAAAGAUGUCGAAAAUAUUAAUUAACAA
Humulus lupulus (European hop) is the source of this 1178-nucleotide messenger RNA. RefSeq names its product probable inactive chitinase-like protein LaCIC. Gene Ontology annotation, molecular function: chitinase activity; chitin binding. The record is from RefSeq and is a predicted model, not a curated record. Gene Ontology annotation, biological process: chitin catabolic process; defense response to fungus; cell wall macromolecule catabolic process. Lineage: Eukaryota; Viridiplantae; Streptophyta; Magnoliopsida; Rosales; Cannabaceae. Bases 63 to 1016 code for a protein of 317 amino acids. The transcript has 3 exons.